CAGGAAGUAAUGAAGGCAGUCGAUUGUGGCUCAAUGUGAGGCAGAACAUGAGAGCCAGCUAGAGGUCUCUGUACGACGUUAUAUUGGUAGAAAUAUAAAUUAAAAUGAAUAUAAGAACAGCAGGAUGCGUGUUGUUUCGGUCUCGUUGUUUGACACGUGAUGUCCUGACGGCUGUGCGUCAUAUCAAUGAUCAAACCGUUCCGGAUCCAGAGAAAACCAGAUUUAUCCCAGCACCAACCUCUAAAUAUGACUGGAUUGGGCCACCAGACAGACUGUCAAACCUGCGGCCAAUCAUAUAUCACAUCCCUGAAAAUGAGACCCAACUGGAGAUGAAGCUGAGACAUCUGAGGCAGGAAACGGAGGACUGGAACCAUGAUUUCUGGACAAGACAGAAUAUCACCUUUGGCAAGGAGAAAGAGAAAUAUAUACAAUCACAGCUAAAGGCAAAAGGACUGUCAGAAAGAGAUGAGAACGGAAGAAAAAGGAAUUUAACAAGUGAGGACAUGGCAGCCUUCUACAAACGCUUCUUAGACAAAAACUAUAUGAAACAUUCAGCCUAUAACAAAGAAUGGUACAGAAGAAACUUCACCAUUACAGCGCUGAUGGCCAGAGUAACCCUGUAUAAUUUCUUGAAGACAAUAACUGGUCAAAGGAGGAGUAAAGGCAAACCCAAUACAAUGUCCAAAUAGACUGUCAGUUAGUAUUCCAUGUUCAUGCUGUUCAUCUUCUCAUCAUGGCAUUCUGUCAUGGAAAAUUUAAUUAUUGAUGACCACAGUGACUGGUUAACAUCUGUCUAAAUGUAAAUCAUAUGUUCAUUUGACUUUGUAUGUAACAAACUCUGAUACAUAAAGAAUUAUUGUGCAAUAAAAAUGCCUAAUCUUU
This is a messenger RNA of Silurus meridionalis, 882 nucleotides long. Its product is annotated as cytochrome c oxidase assembly factor 8. Gene Ontology annotation, biological process: intrinsic apoptotic signaling pathway. The record is from RefSeq and is a predicted model, not a curated record. Lineage: Eukaryota; Metazoa; Chordata; Actinopteri; Siluriformes; Siluridae. The transcript has 5 exons. The coding region runs from base 105 to 689 and encodes 194 amino acids. Gene Ontology annotation, cellular component: mitochondrion.